GGGCGUAUGGCAGGGAGCGCUCCAGCACCAAUGAGUCUCAGACAUCAACGGUCAGUACAGGAAGCCAGUCAAGUGAUGACUUUGAGAGACUGGACAAUCCUAAAAAGUCAGGAUUACGUGUCAACAAGGCGAUGCUCGAUGGAGAUUCACCAUCACCCAGCAAGAGGACGAUAGAACGGCGGAAGCAUGCCAACAACAGACGCGGUCGGCACACGGUGACAAUAGACAGCAGCAUGCACGUCAUCCCGUCAAGCGAUGAGAGUGAAACAAAUAAGGACACACCGACGUUAAAACGCUCCAAUUCUGACCCCAAUCUAGCAGACAGCGACGACAUGUUGAAGCGCAAGCAGAUCGCGAUGACCUUCCCAGGUCUCUUCCAUCUGAAGAAAGGAUGGUUGAUCAAACAGGGAGAUGGCGAACAGGACUGGAGUAAACAUUGGUUUGUGCUGUGUGACAACAAGCUGAGUUACUACAAAGACUCAAGUGACGAAGACCCCAAUAGCCUGGACGGAGUCAUUGAGCUGGCCAAAUGCAAUGAGGCUUCUGAAACACCAGUCAAUAGGAACUAUGGCUUCCAAAUAGAGCUUGAUACUGGCGUCAUCAUUCUGGCUGCAAUGACAUCAGGCAUCCGCAACAACUGGGUUGGAGCCAUCAACAAAGCCAUCAAGACAGCUAGAGAAGACAGUGCCAAGAAGAGCAGUGAACCCACCUCUCUGUUGAAGGAGAACCAGCCCCUAGUAUCCAGGACCAACAAGCCCAACUCCCUACCCCUAUCCAAGAGCACCUCAGAUGUGCAGCCCAGGGAAGAGCAAUCCUCGCCCCUGCAGCCAGCCAGAAGGAGCCUCAACAAUGUGGACUUGAUUCCGCCUUCCAGCCGCCUGACGCAAACUGACAGUAAGUCAGCCACUCAGUCUCCAGUCGAACUGAAACCACACCUGGAGAGGAGAUCAACCUCUCCGUCCCAACCCACCAAGACAUCUCCCUCAGAAGGCCUUCCUCCGCACUCUGGCAAGCCUGAAGGCAGGCGCAGCUCAGUCACCAAAGCCCCGUCCUCUGAAUCGAGACCCAGGCGAGGAUCCGUCCCCAAAGAGGGCGCAUCCUCCACAGGGGCCAGGCGGAACUCUGUCACCAAAGACCCUGGGAUGAGUGCCGACGGGAAACAGAAAUCAGUCACAAGGGAUCGUUCAGGCUCAGACUUGACAAAACCAAAGGAGAAGUCCAAGGAGAGGCGUGGUAGGAGAGGGUCACGGUCAGAGAAGAGAUCCCAAGAGGAUACUGCAGCAGCCGUCACAGCCGCCCUUUCAAAAAGGACUUCCAACACAGACUCUAAGCAGAGCACCACAGUCAGAAAGUCUAGGAGUAAUUCACAACCUGAGGAACCUGUCACACCAUCCUCAAACUCUGAGCAGGAGAUUUCCCCUCGUUCUAGGACUGAUUCGAAUAGUAAGAAGCAGCCAGCUACUGUGGAUACUACUGUCAUGUCGCUUCUUGAACAGGAGGUGGACACACUGAAGGCCCAACUGGAGCAGAAGCAGAAGGACUGUGCCCGGCUGCAGCACCAGAAUGUCAACCUGAAAGCGCAGCUGAACUCUGAGCAGAGAGACCACAAGGAGAGCUUCCAAGACCUUGAGAAUGAACAGUCAGGGUACAUGACCCAGAUUGAGCAGAUGGAAAAGACCAACCAAAAACUGCAGGCUGAGCUGCGACAGUCCAAGAAUGCAACCCAGCAACUCCAGCAGCAGAACCAGCAGCUAGGCAGCAAAUUCAACGCUGUUGAGUUGGAGGCCCAGGGACGUGACCGAGAGUUGGCGACACUGAAAGCUCGAUUUGAGGACAUUGUCCGAGACCUCACUGUGACCCGUUCAAAUCUGAAGGAGGAACGCGAGCGCAGUGAAACCCUCGAAACAGAGUUGACUGACACCUGGACAAAGCUUAGGGAGAGCGGUCGAGAGGGAGUCGAUGUGGAUGUUAUUGGACGUUUGUCAAUAAAACUGGAUGAAGCACGGGUGAGAUUGGAGGAGAGUGAGAGUGAUGCCAUCGAGAAGGAGAAGAAACUUGAGGAGCGCUUCAGUCUCAUGCAGAGUCAGUAUCACUCAGAGAAUGCUUCCUUGCAAGGAAGGCUCCAGGCAGCCAUGGAUGAGACUAACAAGCUUCAAAGGAGGCUUACAGAAAAGAGUGAGCAGGUUGAAAAGACAGAAGCUGCCGUGCAAAAGGCAGGACAGACUGACAAACCGUCUUCUGAGACUAAUGUCGGAGUUGCUGAACUUGAAGCUACUGUUCAGAAACUGAAGUCUGAGUUAAAAGCAGAAGUGACAGCAAAAUCAGAGGUGCAGCGAAAGUAUGAUGACUUGGUAGCUCAGUCAGCCCACCAGUUUCUUGAAGGACAGGGUGAUAUGGCCUCCACAGGUAGUGAUGACAAUGCCGUCAGGCUGGAAACAGAAUUGGAUCUGGCAGAAAGAGAGCUUGAGAAACUGAAAAAGCAUAGUGCAUCUGAGAAGGAGAAAAAGAUAUUACUUGAGAAAGCCUUCCAAAAGGAGCAAGCUCUCAGGAAACAGCUGGAAGAGAGAAUAGGUCAAUCAACUCAGGAAAGUGGCAGCUCAAAAGUUGACAUUGAACAAAAGAACUCAGAGGUUGCAAGCGUCCGUGAUGAGUUGAAAAAGGCAAAGAAGGAGCGGGAAGCAGUCAACUUGGUUCGGAAACAACUUGUAACAGCUGUGGACAGUUUAAAUAGCCAGUUAGCCGAAAAGGAAAGAAAGAUUGAGACACUCAGUGCUGAAGUGGAGACCCGCGGCAGUCAGAAUAGUCAAUUAGAGCAGCAGUUACAAGCAAGUCUUUCUAAAGGGUUGAAUUUGCAAAGUAGAGUGGAGAAUUUAGAAGCAGAGUUGAAGCAAGUGUCCGAGAAGAGAGAGACAGAUGCUAGUGCCCAGCUGGGAGCACUACAGUCAGAACAUCGACAGCUUAAACGACAAAUUGGCACCUUAGAGGAGCAGCAUGCAUUGGAGAUGCACAACCGACAAAGUGAACUGGAGACAGCUGGAGAUCGCAUAAAUAGUCUCCAGGAUAAAGUGGCAGAGCUGGAGAUAAAGCUGAAAACAGCAAUGGAAAGAGCUGCCAGGAUUGAGGAUGAGGCAGCAGCCAGCAUACUUGAUAUGCAGAAGGAGGAUGAACUGCUGAGGUCCAAAUGUGAGCGUGGAGAGAAGGAGAUCAAACGUCUCCGUGGUGAGCUUCAUGGAGCACAGGAUAACUAUGAUGAACUGGAGUUUCAGUUCAUUACACAGCGCGAGGACCUGAAGCGGAUGGAGCACGACCGUGGAAAGGAGAUUGGGCAGAUGGGAUACAGGAUCCAGGACCUCACCAACAAGUUGGCGGCAGCGGAGCGAAAGGUGAGAGAUCUGAGGGGGGUAGAUCACAGAAAUAGGGCAAAAGGUGGAGUGGGGGCAGCUGGAGGGAUGGGAAUGCAACUAACCCAAACUCGGCAGAUGGAAAAUAAGCUGAAGGAGCUGGAGUCUAAGUUGGGGGAUGUAGAGAGCACCUUGCAGGACCAAGAUCAGGACACUACCAGUCUGCUGGGCAAAAUUGUCUCAGUAGAGCAGCAGGUCCAGGCUAGGGCUCAGCUGCCUUCUUCCAGCAGCGUAUCCAGUGUGGAUGCUGAGCAUCAGCUGCAAUCCCAGGCAGUGCAGCCACUCUCUCGUGGCUCUUCUGCUGCUAGUGUACCCUGCGAUAGUGUCUCAACUUCAGGUGCUGACCUCUCUGAGGACUCGGAACCAGCCGAGUCCCCAGACAGAGCAAAGCAGAAUUUCCGUGCCCGGUUCCUAGAGACGAAACUGAGCGAGACGGAGCUGAAGCUGAAGGAGGUGACAAGAAAGCUUGUUGAUGUAACAACUCGUGAGUUGGAGAACCGGAAGGCUUACCAGGGGAAGAGUGUCUCUGAGAGCCGUUUGAAGGAGAAGUUGAAGGUCAUGGAGCGUGAGGUGGAAGCAGUGACCAAGGAGCUCCAACAGACAAGGAACAAUGGCGACCUGGUUCUCCAGGAGAAAUCUCACCGGGAGAUCCUGGAAGAGAUGAGGCGAUCUCACAACCAGGAGAUCAAGGCGCUGGAAGAAGAAAAAGAAACGGAGCUAGAGGAAGAGAGAAAAGCUACCUCAAUCAGCAUAACGGCUCUGCACAAAGCCCACAAGCAUGAGCUGGAACAGCAGCGGGCAGAUAUGCAACAGAAUGUCUCCAAUGAUGUGGAAGUGGUCAUGAAACGGCACAGGGAGGUAAUUACCAAGAUGGACCAAGAGUGGAAGAUCAUCUCGGACAAGUUCACCCAUGUCUGCGCCAACAACGCCACCCUGAAGAAGCAGGUGGAGACCCUGGAGAAGGGCCUGGUCGAGACGCGGCGGGAGAUGGAAUCCUGGAAGGCACAGGUUCGGCUACUGGUCGGACAGAAGGCAGAGGACAUGGCGGCACUCAAGGAGCAGAGAGGGGGCGGGGCUGGCAAUGAUGGGGAGGAGGAGGAAGGCGGGCAGGAUGACUGGGGAGUGGAUGGCAAUGACAAUGAGAAGAAUCCCUUGCAGGUGUUGUUGAGAUUUCGCGAGGCUGAGUUACAGUGCAUCAAUAACGAGAUAAACCAACUCACAGCAGCUCUAGAAGAGGCUGAAAAGCAACGGACCAAAGCGAUAGAGCAGAACGUCUUCCUGGAGGGCCAGCACCAGUCCCAGGAGGAGCACAUCAAGCAGCUGAUGCUGGCCCUUGAGGAGUUACAGCACCAGGUGGAGAUUGUCCGGACCAGCGGGGAGGGCCAGGCAGCCCAGGACCAGAUACAGGAGAUGUCUGGGGCAGAGGGCAGCAGCAGCCAGCACAACCCCCCACAAGGCAGCGGAGAUGCAAAGCAAGACGUCAAGCUCAGAUCAUGGCUGCCUUUCCUUAAGAGAGAACGAAGUGACUCAGCAGGGAAAGGAUCAAGGAGACGGACGGGUUCCGAUGGGACCCAGACAGCUGCCAAACUCAAGAAGGGUGCUUCCACGACUGAAUGAACUCUGGAAAUCUCAGACAACUCUCACCGAUUGAUCUGCCAAGUGGAAGUCCGACCGAUGGUGCACGCACGAACCUAAUUGAACAGAAUUGUCCGCACAGGGAAUUGCUGAUGGAUCUCCACACGCCUCCGACCUCAAAAACACCUGAGAAGAGAAUCAAUAUUGCCUAGUGGUUGAGGUUUGUGACUCAUGAUCAGAGGGUCAGUGGUUCGAAUCCAGCUGCUGAUCAUAUGUUGCAUCCUUGGCAAGCUACUUCACCCCCACUUAUCUCUCUUCACCCAGGAGUAUGAAUCGCAAAAAUAUUCUCAGUCGUUUCAUGCCAUGGAUUUUCAACUCGCAAGACCUUUCUGUUUUGGAGCCUCAUUGAACCCUCCAGUACCCAUCACAUUGACCAUUAAGCAGGCACCCCAUAGCACCUUCUUUUACCUUCUAUUAAGGGACAAUCAAGAUAAUGGACACCAUUUGCAAAAAUUGUAGGAUUCUGUUAAAAGCGCCAUGUGAGAAAAUGAUGGUAAUUACUCUUUUCUUGAAAAAUGACAGCAUACCAGGUGUAAUGAUUUGAAGGAUGCUUGAUACUAUUAUCUACCUACAAUCAGGUAGGAUAUUUCACAAUAUUUUGACAGUUCCUGUUUUGAAUGUUUGCAAAUGGUGUCGGGUUACCUUAAGCCCCUAUGUUUAGACACACAAAUGGCUGGGUUUGACUUGCCCGAAUUCUGCUCUGUAACUCCAAAUGCUUGGAUUUUGAAGUUUUUAAGGACGAUUAGUUAAAUUUGAGUACAGCAGCAGCCAAUUUCACGAAACUUGACGCAAUGGUGCAACUCCGCUUGCGCCACAAUUUAUUGCGUAAGUGUCGCAGUAUUUCACUACUGGCAGAUUUCACGUAAAUACUGUUAUUAUCCUUGUCCAAGAUUAUUAGAUUAUUUAAAACGUUGCGCAGCUACGCAAAGUUUAUGUGAAAUCGAUCGCAAGUUUAUCGCGCAGCUGCGCAACAAAUUUGUUGCGUAGGUCUUACACAUGGCGCAAGCUGUGCACUUUUUUGUGAAAUCGGCUGCAGGUGAUUGCAUGAAGCACUGCGUAUCUUCCUGAAGCAUUUGAGGAAUUGCUUGGACGAUUGAUGCACACAUUCUUGAGAAAAUCAUGGCCGUGAAUUACAGACAUCGAAUUAUGAAUUGUUGAUAAUUAUUUUGUACAUGUAUCUAAAAAAAAAGAGCAAUUCACUCUGCCUAGAAGUAGUUUCUACCUCAAAUUCCAAUGCCAGACGAACAUACACAACGAGUGCCUUGAUUUUAUGUUAAUUGAAUGCAAGAAAGUACAUUGAAAAUACAUACAAUAUUAUGUCAAGGGAUGUUGCAGUGUCACGCUGUAACACUGCAUCCAAAACUGUUCUACAAUGUAUACAUUUUACUCUUUUUUCCUGAGAUAAAGUUUUUCAGUUUUAGGACUAUGUAACCCUUGCAGUGCCCAGUGCUAAUAAUGGGACCAAAAUGCCAUCUUUUGACCAUGAUAGUCAUGUGACCUUGCACUUUACUGAAUAACCCAUGAGGUUUUGUAUUACACUGUAUUACAUUGUACUACAUUGUAUUUAUAUUGUAUUCAGUGUAUGACAUUGUAUAUGUUCCCUGAUGAAUCUAUGAAACCAUAGAGUGCUGGGGCGAUUUGGGAUGGUAUAUGGAGUUAUAGGUAAGGCGGUUUGGGGCAGUACACGGAGUAAUGGGUUUAUGUGUUGUUUGCCAAUAAUUGAACUUACUUGGUUAAGAUUUCAUUAGUUACAUACGUGUGGCAAUCAGUUGCGGUUGUGUGCUCACUGGGAAAAAGUCUUUGUUUUAGAAUCACAGUUGUCAGAGAAUACACGUAUCCUCGAUGUACCGGUUUUCGAGGAUGUAAGGAUUUAUUUCAAGCAAGAGAAAAACACCGAUAUCGCCUUCAGUUUCCAAAUUUUUUGGGCUGGCAGUGGAACACAUACUGCACUUGCAACAGAUCAGCUGGUUGUGUGGUACGAAUCUGUGUGUGUGCAUAGCUACUAGGUCAAACCCCGAAAACAGGAUUCCUCGAAAACAGGAACACGGACGAUAUGUCCAUCUUUGGGAGGGGGUGGGGCACAGAAAUUAUUGUGUCUCGUUCUAAAGGUCAUUUUGAAGCCUUGGCUUUAGGCUCAGAUUUUGACUUCCUGCUUUCAAGCCCUGGUGGUUGUUUUUACUUGAUCUUGUUUGAUAUGACAAGACAAGAAAAACUGGCCCAGGAAUUGACAAGGAGUUGAAACUGGAAUCAGGUUUUCAGAAAUGGGCCCUUCUCAUGUCUGGUUCCAAGAAUGCAACAUAGUGUCCAUUGUCCAACUCCUGUUUUGCCGUCAGUCAUCGGACUAUGGAGAAUGAGUCUUAUACUGUACUCAGCCAUUCUGCAAUAAGAACACACAUAGCUCAAAUAUCAUGCAAGGUUAUUCAUAACGCAAUGUAGUGUAAGAUAUAUCGUUGGAUGGGGUUGCCCUAAACACACUUCAUGGUGCUGCCUGCAUUUCUCCAAGCAUCUUAUAUUUUUGUACAAUAUAUUAUGUAGUCUGUUCUUCUCUAUGCAUUUAGUCUUUUAAACAACGAGGCCCAUUAGAUCAAGUUUAGCCCAAAAUGGCACAAGAGUUUUUGUUUGAUUUGUAAACAAAUCAGGUAUAAAACCAAUCCAAUAACUUUUACCAACAAAAGUGCUAGAGCUUAUACAUGUGUUUAACUAGUGCUUAAGUUAGGAAUUUUUCAUUUUUGGAUUCACUUGUAGGCAGCUGUUUUGUUUUGUUUUGUUUUUUUUCCAUUUUGAUAUGCACUUUAUUUCAGUUUCUAGUUGACAGUUCAAACAAUUUUUUGGUUUUGAGGGCUGAACAAAAGCUCUGCAUGGGGUUAUAAUUAAUUAUGCGUACAGAAAUACACAUGAAGAACGUGCCUUAAACAAGUUUUUGUGCUAUUUUAAUACUUAUUUCAAAAAAGGCUUCCAUAUUUGAUUUACUUUUUUUUUUACUUAUUAAAGGUAAUAUUGUAUUCAAGAUUUGUGGUCAUGUACAAUGUGCUAUUGUGAAUUUAGGUACAAAAAGAUCGGCGGGGAUAGGGGGUUAAAAAAAAUGGAAAAUACUUAGCUUUUCACAGUGCAGCCUUGCAAACGUAGUCCCGGACUUGUAUUUUUGGAUGCAUUGUUUUGCACACAGUAACAUGGAACAUAUAAUACUGUGAUAGGUGUUUUGACUCAUACAGAUGUAGGGUCUGUGAUGUAUUCACAUUAUCACACUCUAUCAAUUCAAUUU
Molecule: messenger RNA, 8298 nt
Organism: Patiria miniata (bat star)
Lineage: Eukaryota; Metazoa; Echinodermata; Asteroidea; Valvatida; Asterinidae
Product: protein outspread-like
Exons: 16
Coding region: 132-5018 (1628 amino acids)
Biological process (GO): actin filament organization
Cellular component (GO): actin cytoskeleton
Molecular function (GO): actin filament binding
Source: RefSeq, a predicted model, not a curated record